Physcomitrium patens is the source of this 2896-nucleotide messenger RNA. RefSeq lists its product as uncharacterized. Lineage: Eukaryota; Viridiplantae; Streptophyta; Bryopsida; Funariales; Funariaceae. The record is from RefSeq and is a predicted model, not a curated record.
CAUUCGCACCGCAUCCUCAUAGGCAUCGGUCGGACCUCGGCCCAUUUGAAAUCACAGAUCCUGCCUGCAGGGUAUAUAGUCCCCAGACCUGGAAUCCGAGGUUUUCAGCCAUCACAAUUCUGUCCUGCAACGAGUUUCGGGACGUGGGUGUCCAAACCAUGUUGGAAGUGCGCGCGCGCGGGACCUCAAUAGAGUGGAGAUACGAACGGGGCGAUCCAAAUUGUUUGAAGCAAGAAACUUGUAUGCACACGGUGAGGGCAGCUGCUGUUAGUUCACCAGAAGCUGGGGGAUAGCUCAGCUGGUUCAGCUGGCAUGUUUCAAAGCAGUUACAAUAAUCCCUUCAUCACUUACAACUGACAUCUUCCCGCUAGCCGAAACCAUCAUCACUUACCGCAGCGCUUUCUUUCUUCGCAAUGAACUUGGCAUUGAAUCCCUCCCUUCUUCACCUAAUUGUUCGGGUUCACACUGUUUCUGUGCGAUUUGGGUACACCGCUGCGUGGUCGUUAUCCUGUUCUUGAAAGAGACUCUUUUUGAUUCGCUCUUGAUCGCGAGAAUUCGACCGUGUUAUGCCCGGUGUGCGUGUUGUCGAUGUAUCGAACAGUUGUGCAUUGUAUCGCUGCAGAAGUUUGGAUGAGAGUCGGAAUUUCGAGAGAGCAACGACGAGGAUGUGUGAAAUGUCGUGGGUAGUGAGGUAGUUUGUGUCAUCACGACGUUUGAGACGACUUGGAAGGUAGUGCAGUGGUUUAAGAUUUGAGAUUAGGAGUGAAUUUUCAAAGUUCUGCUCGCUCUGUCCGCGUCAGAGAUGUGGCUGGUUCUUGCAGAGCAACUGGGAGUGGGAGGAAUUCUACCAAUUGCUUGCACAUCAUUAGUCGUUCGGGGAUUGUAGUAGAUGCUUGUGCUCGUGAAUUGAGCUUAUAGGAAAUUUGAAAUUUACUGGAAAUUAGCUUCCAAUUUUUCAGAAAAAAGUUUCGCACUUGACGAUCGCGAGGAUCAGAGUGUCGCUAGCUUGUCAAACUGUGGAGUCCAAUACUAGGUUUUGAAACAACGGUGGAGGACUUCGUUGUGUGCAAUUGUUGAAGGGCUCAACAUCACUCCGCCAUGGCAAAAUACUCGCGACCCAUGCGGAUGCCAUCCAACGAAGAUCGCAUUUACAAGAUGCGCAUGUACGAGAAUAAGAUAGCCGACAACAUCCAGGCCGUCAAAUCGUAUAACCAACUGAUGCGCGCAGCGGAGUUUGGAGAACAGCAUAUCAAGAAGAGGGAGGAGCGUGAGAUUGAGUCGAGGGAAGAGGCCAUUCGCCAGUGCAGAGAACAGAAUCUUGAAAUUCGGCGAGCAAAGUUGUCAGCCUUGUUGGAGGGGGAAGAUCAGCUCUUGAAUGACGAGUUAAAGACCAACUCUAUGACACUCGCCGAACGGCGGGCCUGGCUAGAGGCGCGAUCGCGAGCGCUCAAACAGAAGCAAAAUACCGAGGCAUGCCAGAGGGACCGGUACGCGCAGGAGAUGAUGGACAAAGCGUGGCGCGACAAUGCGGAUGACGUGCGUGUUCAAGAUUCCAAGCUGGCAGUGCUCCGCGCCGUCGAAGGCCGGAAGCGGCAGCUUGAAGAAGCAGUUGCGCGGAAGAUCAUUGAGGAAGAGGAGAACAGAAAGCUGGAGGGAAUUAUGGAACGGGAGUUGAAGAUUAAGGAGCAGGCGCUUUGGGCUGAAGUUGCGACCAAGGCAGCCAAGAGGGUGGAGGCCACGGACGUCUUGAACGAGCAAAUGGAAUUGUUGAGUAAACUCAGAUCUGAGGAGCAAGCGGCCGUCAAGGCAGAAAUGGCAGCCAUGAAUAUGCGUUGGCAGCAGGAAGAAGAGGCGCUAAAGCGCACACAAGCAGAGAGGAAAUGCUACCUGGAUGCGAGAAACAAAUCGAUCCAAGCGACGAACCAGGGUCUGAGGUGCACGAGGAAUGGAGAAAAUGAUGCAGACAAGAGAUUCGAGGCGGAGUGUGCGGCGUUGACAGCUGCAAGAGAGGCGCAAGAAAUUCUGCAGGAGAAGGAGCUCAAAGAUGCGCAAAAGAGGGAAGCUAAACAAUACGCAAACCAUUUGAAAGCUGUGGCGGCCAGGCUAUCUGCCGACGAUUCCUUCCGAAACGCGCAAUUUAAAGCCGAGGAGGAUGCUGAAUCGGCGAAACGAGAGGCCGGAUGGAAGCGUGAGGAAGACCAGCGCCAGCGCCUGUGGAAUCGGGUGCAUGAAGAAAGACAGAAUCAACUCAGAGAGAAAGACAAAGUGCGAUUUGAAAUCGAGGCGCAGAAGAGACUAGACCUGGAGAACAAUGAGAGGAUGGUAAAAAUGGCCGCAGCUGAGAAAGAAAGACAACUCGCUGAACAGAGGAGGACAAAACAAGGUUUACUGGAUUCGCUUGAGGACCAGCUCAGAAACAAGCAAGCACAGGAGAUCAAAGCGAGAGAGCAAAAACGUGUUGAGUUUGAAGGUAUUGUGGACCAAGAGAAGAAGUACCGGGAGAAGGUGAAAUGUGAAAGUGCUGCCCUGCCAUUCCCUGAGCUGAACUACAAACACAAGCUGGUAAAAUGGAUGGAAGAUUAAGAAUCGAGAGUUCUGGUUUAGGUUUCUUGCGGAGAGACUACCCACCGAUGGAUUGUGUAGGAUUUAUGCAGUCACAAUGUGGUGUACAAUCAGAAACUAGUAUGUAUGGUUCACAUAUGCCGAGCAUUCAUUCGACGGAUUUUUGUUUGUGGGUGUUUUUGAAGAGUAAGGUAACAGAAUUUAGUGCAUCAACUUAUCUAUAUUUAGACAUAGUUUGAAUUCUAGCCAAACAUAUAAUUCAUAACCUGAUAAGACUUGUUACAACGGUCUUAAAUUGUCAAGAAAAUUUGCAUGUCCGCAUUAUUUCAUGUUA